This is a messenger RNA of Sceloporus undulatus (fence lizard), 5299 nucleotides long. It is a transcript of the gene IRAG1, whose product is annotated as inositol 1,4,5-triphosphate receptor associated 1. The record is from RefSeq and is a predicted model, not a curated record. The transcript has 27 exons. Bases 919 to 4659 code for a protein of 1246 amino acids. NCBI's taxonomy places the organism in Eukaryota, Metazoa, Chordata, Lepidosauria, Squamata, Phrynosomatidae.
AUUCCUCCUGCACUCCACUCAUGAAGCGGGAGUCUGUUGUGUGAAUGGGAGACAGCAGACUCCAGCUUCGGGAAUUAGGUUGAUAAAAAGUUGUUUAGGAGGUGUUUAUGUCACAGCUAUUGUCAUACAUGGAAUUAUUAAGGUAUUAUUAACAUAAGUACAAAAACAUUUCUAAUGAUUCUAUACAUUUUAACUACUUGAGGUGCUCCAAGGCAAAGUACUCUUUUCAAGAAUUGACCCCAUAUACUCCUUCCCUUCCUCCCCCAGAAACAUGCCUUCCCCAUACAGCUUCCAGCAUAGCCCCCAGAGGAAGUGGUUCUGGUGGAGAUCUUAAGAGUAUUCACAACUGCAGCACUCUUUGUAGGCUAUUGUAAACAGUUCACUUUUUCAUUAGGAUGAGGUUUAUAGGUUCUUCAUCUUGGAAGUACAGUUAUUAUAUAAAAAUUUGAAAUUACUGUAUGCAAUCCUACAUAUCUCUGUUUUCAUAUAUAAGGUGUGUAUACUUUAUAUACAUGUUUAUGCUGGCUUCAUUGAGGCUUACUCCCAAGUUAGUGCUGGGAUGCAGCCUCAUUCAUUAUUAUUUUUUUACUAAUGCAUUUUCAUGAUCUUUCUCAUUUUUUGUAAUAGAAGAAAGGUGUUGAAUCUGUCACCAGACCUACUGCACUAGAAGAGGAACUGAAACAGAAAAGGGGCCACUCGCUAGUAAAUGUAUUACAAACACUGGCCAACUUAUACCCAUUCCUUAAGUCUUGGGACAAAACCCUGAAAAGAUUAGAAACAUUUCUGGAAGGUCCACAGCUUUUAGCACAAUCAGCUUGUUCUUAUAGGCCAAAUGUUCAGGCAGAAGAAUUGGGUGAAACAAAUGAACACUCAGAAGAAGGUCCAUUCAAAGCAGAGAAUCAAACUUCUUCCAGCUGUAUGGUGAAUUGUGAUCAUUGCUGCUUGGAAGCAAUGAAUAUGAAUUCUGCCAAUGACUACCUUGGAGUGGGUUUAAGCAAAACAGAAUUACAAAGUCUAGAUGCAGUGUACAGCUGGAUGUUAACACAAAGUGAAGGAAAGGACCAAAUGCUGGCACUGUCUCAGGCUUGGAAAAAAGUAUUGAGUGGGAAAACAUUGUGGAAUCCAGAAGAAAGACUGGCAGCAAUUUUGGACAUUUCUAAAACUAUGGGAAAAGACAGCAUCACUCUGAUAAAUGAAGAAAAACUUCUGCAUAAGAAGGUUUCAGAACACAAUAUGCAACUUAACCAAUUAAAGGGCAACCAGUUUACUGCUUUAAAACCAAAAGAAUCGGUUCCUAAGAUUUUGAAAGGUUUCCAUGAGAACAAAUUGGAAAACAGUAUGGCAAACCUAUACAUUCAACAGAUAAUUCAAGCACUUCAGUUGUGGAUUUCUGAAACGGAAGGAUGCUUUUUGUUAGAAGAAUAUGCGAAAGGCCAUUGUGCAAAGGAGGAAAAUAUGCCAGACUUCAUAGAGUCUGCAGAACCAUCAAACUGUGAAGACAAUGGAAGUACAGCACUUAUUGGCAUGGAAAAUAAACUACCCCAUUGUUUUUCAGUGGAGCAACAGCAAAUCAGUCAUCAAAACAAUGAUAAAAUGGAUGAUGAAAAAUAUUCUGCACAGGAAAAGCAUACAUUGGAAAUGAAAAACAGUAAAUACAAUAAGGAGGGUGCUGUUUGCUGCGAAUCAACAUUUUUGUUGCCACUUUGGUUUCCCUGUACAACUUCCAGUGCAAUACACUUCUUUCACAAUGAAGAUUCCAGGCUUGAGACAUCACUGAUAGAUGCACUGAAUUUAGAACAGAUUUCAACUCGAAAGAGAUGUUGUUGGACGUUUCCUAAUCUGUUCUUCCCGGGCCACAGACAGGGAUCCAAAGAAAACCUAUUAAACAAGAAAUGGCAUGCCUGUAAACCAGAACAUGGGCAGAACAACACAAGCUUGCUCUGGUUAAACAGAACACUUGAGGUCAGCAGCCAGGCUAGUACUGAAAAUGGAGUGAAGUACCUUCAUUUGCCAAGGUAUUCAGCUGUGACUCAGAGGUCUUGGGAUCACAAGGCCCCACAGCGCUUAUCUUCAGAGGUUAACUUGAAACAGACGUUCCCAUCAGUGCAUGGUCUUAUUAGUCCACAUUGCAAUCUGGCGGGUCCUUUGCCUCCCAUCAUGCCAACCCUUCCUGAAGAUGCCGAACAGUCAGCUGAGAGGCAGCACUCCAUUUUGCCUUCUUCGGUCAAAUCUGUUCAGGAGUCCCCAACUGAUGCAGGAACAUGUAACACACCUUCUAUUGUUCUUCCAGAAUAUACGAGUACACCGGAAACAGACAGAGAGAAAAAUCUAGCUUUCAGAUCUGUUAGUCCUCAUCUACGGCAUUCUAACAGAAAUACUAGGACAACUGCUAGCUCACUGACAUCUGUGGACAAUGCAGGCCAUGUAAUUGACCUGGUGAAUGACCAGCUCCCUGAUGUUAAAAUAUCUGAAGAAGACAGAAAGAAGAAUCUUGAAUUAUUAGAAGAAGCAAAGAGGGUGAGUGAGAGAUUCCUCACACGCAGAGGAAGGAAAUCAAGAAGCAGCCUUUCAGAGUCUCCCACAGCCAUAUCCCCAGCGCUUAGUCCCUGUGAGACACCUGCACCAUCCCGAAGCAAUUCUUUCACUCUUUCAAGUCCAACAGGGUCUGAUACAUGUGCAACCACUCUUGGUUCAGUGUCUCCACUACAGAAUACUACAAAAGGAUUAACUGAGCAAAAGGAGAAUGAUCAAAGAAAGAUUUCUGAGGGAAGACUGAGUCCUUGCACAACUAAUGUGGAAAGCCCAAAAGAGAAGCUAUCUGAACAAAAGGAGAACUUUGAUCCACAUAAAGUUAUGGAAAAUCCGUCCAGAUCCUGCCCUUCAGGUACUGAUGUCAGUAGAGUAUCUCUAAAUAGGAAUACAACCAUCUGUGAAAAUGAACUUGGAAAGCUAUUCCCUAAAAAACAGAAUGACUCUCCUUUCAAGGCUCCUCUACAAGGACCAGGGAUGGUUACAGUGGAUUCAAAGUUUAAGGGUCCAGUUCCCCUACUGAAGGAUUCAAAGGGUUCUUGUAAAACAGAACCUGGUACCCGCCCUCCUCUACUACGAGCUGUUUCAUGGGAACAUGCAGAACCUCGUAAUAUAGAAAAAGCACCUUUAAAAUCACCAUCUGAAGAUGAUAAUUUUUUCCCCAUUAGUAAUAAAUCUAGCAACUUAUCUAACAAAACUUCAGCAUUCAAAGACCUCCAAAUACAAGUCCAACCAGUUCGAAUGCAAAAAUUGACGAAGCUCAGAGAGGAGCAUAUAUUGAUGCGGAAUCAAAAUUUAGUUGGACUGAAACUCCCUGAACUCAGUGAAGCUGCUGAACAAGAAAGAGGAUCUUCGCCAGUUCCUUUCUUACAAGAAGACGAUGAUGAAGUAAAGAGUAGAUGUGACGUCAUGCCGAACAUCCCUGACACUCUUUUAAGAAAACUCCGUGUACACACAUCUAUUUCUGGAAGCUCUCCUGCACUUACUGAAAGAGAGGUUGAGAAUGUAUUUGUACAGCUUUCCUUGGCAUUUAGAAAUGAUAGUUAUACUUUGGAAUCAAGAAUUAACCAGGCUGAGAGGGAGAGAAAUCUUGCUGAGGAGAACACAGAGAAGGAAUUAGACCAUUUUAAAGCAGCUAUUACGUCCUCAGCUGCCUUAUGGCAUCACUCUGAACACAGAGAAAUGUACCAGAGGUUGUUGGAGGAUAUAACUGUGCUGAAUCGUUUAUCCUCCCGUUUAUCGAGUCGGGCUGAGAUGGUUGGUGCUGUUCGCCAGGAGAAACGCAUGUCAAAGGCCACUGAAGUUAUGAUGCAGUAUGUGGAGAAUUUGAAAAGAACAUAUGAAAAGGAUCAUGCUGAGCUGAUGGAGUACAAAAAACUUGCUAAUCAGAAUUCUAGCAGAAGCUAUGGUUCCCCUGAAGAUGGUGUGCCCCGAACAUCUAGAUCCAUGUCUCUUUCUGUUGGAAAGAUGCCUCGACGAAGAGUCAGUGUUGCUGUUGUGUCAAAAUUUGAGCUACCAGGCCAAUCAACUGGCACAUCACCUGUACCUCUGAUGCCAUCUUCCCUGUCUGAGUCAUCAAAUGGAAAAAGUAAUCUGACAUCAACCCCUGUCUUACCAGCACUUGUAGAAAAUGGAAAGUCAAAUGGGGAGCCUGAUUCUGAAUCCACUUCUUCAACUCAGACACAGAGUGGCAUAGAUGACAUCAAUCCAGAGACAAAAGCCAAAAUAGAAGAGGAAGCCUAUAACAAAGGCUAUCAAGAAGGCUUAAAGAAAACCAAAGAACUUGAAGAGUUGAAAGAAGAUGAUGAAGACAAAAUAAAUGAAAGCCCUGAUGACUGUGUAGCAGGUGAAAGUGAUGACGAAGUCAGCAAGGAACAUAGCAAACUUGAAGUCAUUAUUCAUUAUGUACAAAUACUGUACCCCAAACUGCAUAAACACUGGAACAUGCUCUGGGUUGUAGCAGCCAUUAUCCUUAUUUUUGCUGUGGUACUGGGAAUCUCCACUUUAUACAAUUACUUCUCCUCCUGUACUGAAUUAUCAGAUGGGCCACAAAUGAAAGCUACCUGUUCUGCUGUCCAGCAAUAUUCCUGGUGGAACUCAGGAUUUCAACAUGACCAACACAGAGAAUAACAAAACAGGACUGGGGGAGAAAAGCCAAUUACAACAUACCAGAAAGCACCCAUUUUAAAACUUUCAUGGUGAUAAAAUGUGAUCAGUAAUCCACUGUUUGGGUUUAUUUGUGCCAUAAGACAUGGGAAUGCAGUGUGAUUUCUUUUAAGUAGCCAGAUAACACCAGCCAAUAAAUGCUGUUUUCUUUUUUAUGCUAACUGCUAUUUGAUUAAUGUGCCUUGAAUAUCAAGACACCCACAUAAAAAUAUAGAGAAAGAAUAUGACCAAAAAUUAGGGCGUUGAUGUCAGGAGAGUCAUAGGUGAAACACAAACACCAGUGCUUCUGAAGAAUGUCACUCACAACCUCUGUAAAUAUCAGCAUUAAUUCAUGUUACAAGCUUCAGUUUGAAGCUGGUGUGUGGUUUUUUUUUUAAUAUAAGACCUUAGAAUUAUGAUAGAGAUUUCUGUUUGGUGUCACAACUGAAGGGAAUGAGCAAAAAGUAAAAUAUUACCAUGCCUUGGCUAUGUAGACAGUUCCACAUUUAUAUAAGAGAAGCCUGAAUGAAGGGAUGUCAUAUUGAAAAUAGAGCAAGCUUGUUUUCUGCUGCUUCACAGACUAGAACAUGAAGCAGUGGAUGCAAAAGCAGUGAAGGAAAAGAGA